Molecule: messenger RNA, 1620 nt
Organism: Ricinus communis (castor bean)
Lineage: Eukaryota; Viridiplantae; Streptophyta; Magnoliopsida; Malpighiales; Euphorbiaceae
Product: COBRA-like protein 4
Exons: 7
Coding region: 38-1423 (461 amino acids)
Biological process (GO): cellulose microfibril organization; plant-type cell wall cellulose biosynthetic process
Cellular component (GO): plasma membrane
Source: RefSeq, a predicted model, not a curated record
UCUUUUGCCUGUAGAUUUUCAGUUCAGGGAACUUGAGAUGAUGGUUGUCGAUAACUCUGCCUACUCAUCUCAGAAAAUUGUCUUUCAGGCAACAAAGUCUCACCAAUGGAACUUGUUUGCUCAAGUGAAACUUAUUUUGUUGGUUACUUUAGCUUCCUUGAUGUUGCCCUAUGCUGAUGCAUAUGACCCAUUGGAUCCUAAUGGAAAUAUAACCAUCAAAUGGGAUGUAAUGUCUUGGACACCAGACGGUUAUGUGGCUACUGUAACCAUGAGCAACUUUCAAAUGUACCGGCAUAUCAUAAGCCCAGGCUGGACUCUGUCUUGGUCCUGGGCUAAAAAAGAAGUGAUAUGGUCAAUGAAUGGAGCUCAAGCUACAGAGCAAGGAGACUGUUCCAAGUUCAAAGGAAAUAUACCACAUUGCUGCAAGAAGACUCCUACAAUUGUUGACUUGCUCCCUGGAGUCCCUUACAACCAGCAAUUCUCAAAUUGUUGCAAGGGUGGCGUGGUGGCAGCGUGGGGGCAGGAUCCUUCAGCUUCAGUUUCGGCCUUUCAGGUCAGUGUUGGACUUGCCGGCACCUCGAAUAAAACAGUGAAGCUUCCCAAGAAUUUCACUUUGCUAGGUCCAGGACCAGGCUACACCUGUGGCCCUGCAAAGGUUGUGCCUUCCACUGUAUUCUUUACCCCUGAUCAUAGGCGAAAAACACAAGCACUCAUGACAUGGAAUGUAACGUGUACUUACUCACAGUUUCUAGCCUCUAAAAAUCCAACUUGUUGUGUUUCCCUCUCCUCAUUCUACAAUGAGACGAUCACUCCUUGCCCGUCUUGCGCAUGUGGUUGCCGUAACAAAAACAGUUGUAUCAUGAGUGACUCAAAAGAAGCACACAGAAAAGGCAUAAACACACCAAAGAAGGACAAUACACCAUUGCUACAAUGUACGCAUCAUAUGUGUCCGGUUCGUGUGCAUUGGCAUGUGAAAGUCAAUUACAAAGAUUACUGGCGUGCUAAGGUUGCUGUUACUAAUUUCAACUACCGGAUGAACUACACCCAGUGGACCCUCGUCGUUCAGCAUCCCAAUCUCAACAAUGUCACCCAAGUCUUCAGCUUUGAUUACAAGCCUUUAGUGCCCUAUGAAUCCAUAAAUGAUACUGGUAUGUUCUACGGCAUGAAGUUCUAUAAUGACCUGUUAAUGGAAGCCGGACCAUUUGGCAAUAUUCAGUCUGAGGUGCUUCUUCGGAAAGACAGGAACACUUUUACCCUGAAGCAGGGAUGGGCAUUUCCUAGGAAGGUAUACUUCAAUGGUGAUGAAUGCAAGAUGCCACCACCCGACGCAUACCCAUAUCUGCCAAAUUCUGCCUAUAGAAAUCCAGUUACAUUUUUAACGGUGGCAGCUUCUUUGCUCUUGCUGUUAUUAUCUUGGUGGUGAAUAUUCUAUGGGGGAAAAUGAUAAAUCUUCAGAUCUCUUUGUAAGUUGUAACAGAUAACGCAGAGAAAUUUUGAAAAUCAGAACAUUUUUUUAUAACAGGGGUGAAUGACCAUGCGAAUAAAUAUGUUACAUCCAAAAAGGAUCAUGGAAUUUCUGAGCUGUUCAUUCUGCAUCAUUACAAAAAACAGAUUGUUUCA